AUGGCGGAGCUGAUGAAGAAGGAUGCUGAGGCCCCUCUAUGUUUUGAGAGCUCUCCGCUCUGGCUUCUCAUUCUUGGACUUCUUCCUCGAUUUGGGGCUCACUGGAAGCGGGCUGGAAUUUAUGACGCCAUACUCCUAUCCAAGCAAUCUAUCAACAGGGAUGAGAACCUGCUUGCUGCUGCUCUGUGUUUCUGGAAUUCUGCCAGUAACACCUUCGAUUUCGUAUAG
Messenger RNA from Prunus armeniaca (apricot), 228 nucleotides. The record is from the annotation of a GenBank genome assembly. Lineage: Eukaryota; Viridiplantae; Streptophyta; Magnoliopsida; Rosales; Rosaceae.